Brassica rapa (field mustard) is the source of this 4360-nucleotide messenger RNA. RefSeq names its product DNA repair protein RAD50. Lineage: Eukaryota; Viridiplantae; Streptophyta; Magnoliopsida; Brassicales; Brassicaceae. The record is from RefSeq and is a predicted model, not a curated record. Gene Ontology annotation, cellular component: nucleus; condensed nuclear chromosome; Mre11 complex. Gene Ontology annotation, molecular function: single-stranded telomeric DNA binding; double-stranded telomeric DNA binding; G-quadruplex DNA binding. Gene Ontology annotation, biological process: double-strand break repair; chromosome organization involved in meiotic cell cycle; telomere maintenance via recombination.
ACAAACCGGCCUCUCCCGGUUUGACUCGUCGUCUUUCCCAAUAUACAGUUCUCUCUUCCUCCUUUCUCCAAUGUAGACGAUCGCAAAACCCUCGUCGUCUCUGGGUUUAACCUGCGCGUAUCACCAAGUCUCUCUAUAACUUGAUUCCUCACUUACGCGUUUUCUCUAAGCAGCGAAACAUUCUCUGAAGGAGUAAAGAUGAGUACGGUCGAUAAGAUGCUCAUCAAGGGCAUCCGAAGCUUCGACCCUGAAAAUAAGAACGUCAUCACUUUCUUCAGGCCUUUAACCCUAAUCGUCGGCUCCAACGGCGCCGGAAAAACUACGAUUAUAGAGUGCUUGAAGGUUUCUUGUACGGGAGAGUUGCCUCCUAACGCGAGGUCUGGCCACAGCUUCAUCCAUGACCCUAAGGUUGCUGGGGAAACGGAGACUAAAGCACAAAUUAAGCUGCGGUUUAAGACAGCUGCAGGGAAGGAUGUGGUAUGUAUAAGGUCGUUUCAGUUGACGCAGAAGGCUUCGAAGAUGGAGUACAAGGCUAUUGAGAGUGUGCUUCAAACCAUUAAUCCUCACACUGGAGAGAAAGUAUGUCUCAGCUACAGGUGCGCUGAUAUGGAUAGGGAGAUACCAGCUUUGAUGGGCGUGUCAAAAGCUAUUUUAGAAAACGUCAUAUUUGUGCAUCAAGAUGAGUCUAAUUGGCCACUGCAAGAUCCUUCUACUCUGAAAAAGAAGUUUGAUGAUAUUUUCUCAGCCACCAGAUACACGAAGGCGUUGGAGGUUAUAAAGAAACUUCACAAAGAUCAAGCUCAGGAGAUAAAAACGUAUAAGUUGAAGUUGGAAAAUCUGCAGACGUUGAAAGAUGCAGCUUAUAAGCUUCGUGAGAGCAUUGCUCAAGAUCAAGAAAGAACAGAGUCUUCAAAAGCUCAGAUGUCGGAACUGGAAAGCAGCAUUCAGAAAGUGGAUGCUGAAGUUCAUAAUAAGGAAAUGAUGUUAAAAGAUCUGAGAAAGCUACAAGACCAAGUUUCAAGAAAAACUGCCGAGAGAAGCACCUUAUUUAAGGAACAGCAGAGACAGUAUGCAGCAUUACCCGAGGAAAAUGAAGAUACUAUGGAAGAACUAAAAGAAUGGAAAAGCAAGUUUGAAGAAAGAAUUGCUCUUUUGGAGACCAAAAUUCGAAAGAUGGAGAGAGAGCUGGAUGACACAGCAACUACAAUUUCUUCUCUUCACAAUGCAAAAACCAACUAUAUGCUGGAGAUCAGCAAGCUACAAACAGAAGCUGAAGCUCAUAUGCUGCUGAAGAAUGAAAGAGAUGCUUCGAUCCAGAAUAUUUUUUCCAAUCACAAUUUGGGAAAUGUUCCGAGUACCCCUUUCAGUACUGAUGUAGUUUUGAAUCUCACACAUCGAAUAAAAUCAAGACUGGGUGAAUUUGAGAUGGACUUGCUGGAUAAGAAGAAAUCAAAUGAGACUGCUCUAAGUACGGCUUGGGAUUGCUAUAUGGAUGCUAGUGACCGUUGGAAAAGCAUCGAAGCUCAGAAACGAGCUAAAGAAGAUAUCAAGACAGGCAUAUCAAAACGCAUAGAAGAGAAAGAAAUUGAACGCGAUUCAUUUGAAUUCGAGAUAUCCAAUGUGGAUGUUAAACAAAUUGAUGAACGAGAAAACCUAGUGCAAGCUGAGCUUGAGAGAAAGUCCAAACAAAACUCUGAAAGCGGAUUUGAAUCCAAAAUAGAACAGAAACAGCAUGAAAUAUACAGCAUGGAGCAUAAAAUCAAGACUCUCAAUCGAGAAAGAGACGUUAUGGCUGGUGAUGCUGAGGAUAGAGUGAAAUUGUCUUUGAAGAAGACGGAGCUGGAGAACCUCAAGAAGAAACACAAAAAGAUAAUCGAUGAGUCCAAGGAUAAAAUUCGAGGGGUGCUGAAGGGGAGAUUGCCACUUGAGAAGGAUAUGAAGAAGGAAAUAGUUCAAGCUCUGAGGUCAGUUGAAAGGGAAUAUGAUGACCUGAGCUUAAAAUCCCGAGAAGCAGAAAAGGAGGUGAACAUGUUGCAGAUGAAGAUUCAAGAAGUGAACAAUAGCUUAUCCAAGCAUCACAAGGAUACAGAAUCAAGAAAGAGAUACAUUGAGUCCAAGCUUCAAGCCUUAAAACAGGAAUCAUUUACCAUUGAUGCUUAUCCCAGAUUGUUGGAUUCGGCGAAGGACAAACGGGACUACCACAAAAGCAAAUACAACAUGGCAACUGGUUUGCGCCAGAUGUUUGAGCCAUUUGAGCAGGUAGCCCGUGAACAUCAUUUUUGUCCUUGCUGCGAGCGCACUUUUUCAGCUGAAGAAGAGGAUAACUUCGUUAAAAAGCAAAGGGCUAAGGCUUCAACCACGGGGGAUCAUGUCAAAGCAUUAGCAGCAGAAUCUUCAAACGCUGACUCUAUCUUUCAGCAGCUGGAUAAACUUCGCUCAGUUUUUGAAGAGUAUACGAAACUAACUGAUGAAAUCAUUCCUCUCGCUGAGAAAUCUUUGCAAGAAUUUACAGAAGAGCUGGAGCAGAAGUCUGAAGCCCUUGAUGAUGUAUUGGCAAUCUCAGCGCAGAUAAAAUCUGAGAAGGAAUCAGUUGAAGCACUGGUUCAGCCCCUGGAAAAUGCUGAUAGGCUUUUCCAGGAAAUUGUAUCCAACCAGAAGCAAAUUGAAGAUCUCGAAUAUAAACUUGAUUUCAGGGGUCAUGGUGUUAAAACUAUGCAAGAAAUCCAAUCAGAAUUAAGUAGCCUCCAAAGCACCAAGGAUAAAUUGCACGAUGAACUGGAGAAAUUAAGGGAUGAACAGAUUUACAUGGAACGGGAUAUAUCAUGCCUUCAGGCCAGAUGGCAUGCACUAAGAGAGGAGAAGGCUAAGGCUGCCAAUUUGUUACGCGACGUUACAAAGACAGAAGAAGACCUAGAGCGUUUAGCCGAGGAAAAAAGUCAACUUGACCUAGACGUUAAGCAUUUGACCGAAGCUGUGGGCCCUUUAGCCAAGGAAAAGGAGCAGUUACUGAGUGUUUACAAUGAUAUCAAAGUUAAACGUAAUCAAGAGUAUGAGGAACUGGCUGAGAAAAAGAGAAACUACCAACAAGAAGUUGAGGCAUUGCUCAAGGCCAAUUCUAAGAUUAAUGAGUAUAAUGAUCUGAAGAAAGGAGAGCGGUUAAAUGAUAUUCAAGAAAAGCAGCGGGCAGCUGAAUCCCAGCUUCAGAGCUCCGAAUCUAGACGGAAUGAAAUUGUAGCUGAACUGAGCAAAAGUAAAGACUUGAUGCGGAAUCAAGAUCAACUGAGAAGAAAUAUAGAGGAUAACCUGAACUACCGAACAACAAAAGCAGCAGUCGAGGUGCUUACGCGUGAGAUUGAAUCACUGGAAGAGCAAAUCUUGAAUUUUGGUGGGAUACCAGCAGUUGAAGCUGAAAUUGUAAAGAUAUUGCGGGAAAGAGAAAGACUUCUUUCAGAGUUGAAUCGGUGUCGUGGAACAGUGUCUGUUUAUCAGAGCAGUAUUUCAAAGAACAAAGUGGAGCUAAAACAGACACAAUACAAGGACAUAGAUAAGCGGCACUUUGAUCAACUGAUCCAGCUAAAGACAACUGAAAUGGCAAAUAAGGACUUGGAUAGAUACUACAAUGCCCUUGACAAAGCACUAAUGCGAUUUCACACAAUGAAAAUGGAGGAAAUAAAUAAGAUUAUAAGGGAACUAUGGCAGCAGACAUACAGAGGUCAAGAUAUCGAUUACAUAAGAAUACACUCAGAUUCAGAGGGUGCAGGCACUCGCUCGUACAGCUACAAGGUUCUUAUGCAGACUGGUGAUACAGAACUUGAAAUGAGAGGAAGAUGCAGUGCUGGUCAAAAGGUUCUUGCUUCAUUGAUAAUAAGGUUGGCUUUGGCCGAGACAUUUUGCCUAAACUGUGGAAUAUUAGCACUUGAUGAGCCAACUACAAACUUGGACGGUCCGAAUUCAGAAUCUCUUGCAGGAGCUCUUCUUAGGAUCAUGGAAGACAGAAAGGGCCAAGAGAAUUUCCAACUCAUAGUCAUUACCCACGACGAACGCUUUGCUCAAAUGAUUGGCCAACGGCAACAUGCUGAAAAAUAUUACCGGAUCGCCAAAGAUGAUAUGCAACACAGCAUAAUCGAGACCCAAGAGAUCUUUGAUUGAUAAAGCCGUUGUUCGUCCCCUGUUAUCCAACAUAACAGCACUAGUCACUCAUCUUUUUUAAGCUAUAGGUAGCUUUCUUGGGUAUGUUAAUUACAACUCUACAUAUGGUUUUGUUUAGAUGUGUGCAAAAUUUUCAAUUAAACUAAAUAAUCGUAGUUAAGUUAUUCUAAAGACAAAUGCAACAUUCUAUUUGAUCGUUUUGAUUCUCCAA